AUGUAAAAGACAGCCAUGUUUACUUCAUACAGCGGCGCACAGGAAUGGUACCUCCCCAGCUGGAGAGUAGAAUCAAAAUAUUCUACCAACGUGCUCAUUGGCAACUGGCUGGAAGAAAGGCGAAAGUUUAUUCAAGAUCCUGAUAAAACCCGCAAGAGUGUCUAUGGAAAAGACUACGUUCGCUUUGCCACUGAGGUACCAGACCGAACAGUAAUGAGGAAACAUAAGAAGAAACUGGAGGGGCUGCCCAGAAAACAGAUAUUCUCUCAUCAUGACGAAGCCAAGCACCGACACUUAGUCACCCAAUACGAUGACCACUUCAACCGGCAUGGCUAUAACCCUUUGCUGCCGCCACUUCGCAAAUGGAGCAGACACAAAAUGGGUUGGCUUCCCGAGAAAUCGGAUUUCCCAGUUGCCGAGCCUCCCACAAACUAUGGCCUUUUUGAGCACCUGGUGAGGAAAUGGAGUCACAAAGAUCCGACUGCGAUGAACAGCAUCUACGCCGUCUCCUACCACAAGCCUCCAGUUUCUGCUUACCCUGAACACGUACAUCCCAUCACCACUCGCCUCCUUAAGUCCAGCCAUGAGCAUUUGCGCCCAAGAACUAUAGAUGCUUAUCUGUGAAAGGGCACCGAAAAUCUAUGUUUACGCACAACAGUGGU
Heteronotia binoei (common prickly gecko) is the source of this 662-nucleotide messenger RNA. It is a transcript of the gene CFAP107, whose product is annotated as cilia and flagella associated protein 107. The coding region runs from base 16 to 624 and encodes 202 amino acids. NCBI's taxonomy places the organism in Eukaryota, Metazoa, Chordata, Lepidosauria, Squamata, Gekkonidae. The transcript has 4 exons. The record is from RefSeq and is a predicted model, not a curated record.